Oreochromis aureus is the source of this 1293-nucleotide messenger RNA. RefSeq names its product transmembrane protein 150C (gene tmem150c). The record is from RefSeq and is a predicted model, not a curated record. The transcript is spliced from 8 exons. NCBI's taxonomy places the organism in Eukaryota, Metazoa, Chordata, Actinopteri, Cichliformes, Cichlidae. Bases 262 to 987 code for a protein of 241 amino acids.
GACGGACAAACGGAUGCUCUUGCAAACAACAGCACAGAAGCCCACAAACCCCAAGAGCACACUGCCCCCAUGUGACAGCAGGGCGCUCUGCGGGCACACAGACAGCACCGCGGGCGACCAGUCCCGGGACUGCCAGCGGACUGUGAACGCGAUAUACCUGCGGGACCAUCAAGUCCGCUCCUCGGUGCGCUGUUUGGGGGAUUAUCCGCCACAGAGACAGACUAACACAGCAUCUUCAUCUGUGGACUGAGAGAGGACAAGAUGCUGAAUUUCAGCCUGUGGGCUCUUCUGCCUCCCAUCUACUCUGUUUGUACUGCUACUGGACUGUGGACGGUGUACUUCAUAGCUGUUUACAAUAAGAACAUAACACCGCUGGGUUCAGAAUACAGGAGAAGAAAUGGCUCCCUUUAUCCUCCCUACAUCAGUAUUGCAGGCAACUUUCCUCCAGCCAGCUGUGUCUUCAGUGAAGUCAUGAACCUAGCAGCAUUUGUAGGGUUUUUUAUUGCCGUUUUCAGAUACCUGCAGCUGAAGGGCAAAAUUGACAAACCUUGGCUGAACAUUUCUAGUUUGGUGGUUUUUUCUAUUAGCUCCUUUGGAAUGACCAUUGUAGGAAAUUUUCAGGUAUUCACUGAGGAAAACAUUCACAACAUUGGCACCAUUAUGGUGUUUGGACUGGGAACCUUGUUCUGCUGGCUGCAGUCCUAUAUCACCCUGAGAGUUAACCUGAAGAAUGAGGGGAAGAUGGCUGCCAUCGCUCGAUUCCUGUUGUCUGGAUCCAUCACUCUUUGCAUGAUACUUUACUUCUCCCUGAUGUCUCAACGCCUUCACAUGCAUGCAAGUCGAUGCCAGUGGGUGCUCGUCAUGAUCUUGCUCAUCUUCAUCAGCACUUUUGCCAUCGAGUUUCGUCACAGCAGCUUCAGUAUUCUGUGCACAGACAGACCAGGGUAUCCCUUCCAUUGCUCAGAAACCUCUGAAGUGCCCAUGUAGCUGCUCAGUGAGCUGUAGGGUGUUACACAGGCUCAUGUUUAAGGUCUGAUGUUGUAUUUACAAGUACAUACUUAUUACUCAGUUACAGCUCUCUUUCAGGGGCGGAUCUAGAGAAAGUUUCUUAGGGUGGCAUGAGGGUGAAAUCAAAUGGGGUGGCAAAAUUACACGUUACAUUCUGUAAUCUGCUUUAUAUAUGGUUAAAAUACAUCAAAUGCAGUAAGUACACACAUGUUUCAUAUAAAUAUACUUUGUAACGUUCUUAUUUUCUUUAACCUACAUAAUUAAAAAUUUUAGUUACGUAAAACA